GAACCUUUGAGGAUUGAAACUGAACCUUUGAGGAUUGAAACUGAACCUUUGAGGAUUGAAACUGAACCUUUGAGGAUUGAAACUGAACCUUUGAGGAUUGAAACUGAACCUUUGAGGAUUGAAACUGAACCUUUGAGGAUUGAAACUGAACCUUUGAGGAUUGAAACUGAACCUUUGAGGAUUGAAACUGAACCUUUGAGGAUUGAAACUGAACCUUUGAGGAUUGAAACUGAACCU
This is a messenger RNA of Guillardia theta CCMP2712, 237 nucleotides long. RefSeq lists its product as hypothetical. Lineage: Eukaryota; Cryptophyceae; Pyrenomonadales; Geminigeraceae. The annotation marks the transcript as partial. The record is from RefSeq and is a predicted model, not a curated record. The transcript has a single exon.